AUGUUCCAAUCGACAUUUUCUGCUAAGCAACUGACUUGGCAUGCGAAGGGCAGAAAGAAGGACGGAAUGAUGAGACAUCCAGCGGAUUCUCCAAUGUGGAAAAUGAUAGACACUAAAUGGCCAGAUUUUGGUAUAGAACCUAGGAACCUUAGACUUGCAUUGUCCUCAGAUGGGUUUAACCCAUUCGGUGCAGCAAACAGCAAGUACUCUUGUUGGCCGGUGAUUUUGGUCACCUAUAACCUUCCUCCAUGGUUAUGCAUGAAGAGGAAGUGCAUGAUGUUAACUUUGUUAAUUUCAGGACCUAAGCAGCUUGGAAAUGACAUUGAUGUCUAUCUGCAGCCUUUAGUCGAUGAUUUGAAAGUCUUGUGGGAUGGGGUUGAGCGAGUGUACGAUGUUGUAAGAGGAGAGUACUUUAAGCUGAAAGCAGUAUUGUUUUGGACGAUAAACGAUUUCCCUACAUAUGGGAACUUAUCGGGGAGCAUUGUGAAAGGAUACAAUGCGUGUCCAAUCUGUGUUGAUCAAACCAAACCGUACCGGUUGAAGAAAUCGAAUAAAAUGGGUUUUUUGAGGAAUCGAAGAUGGCUGCCACGAUAUCAUCCUUACCGAAAGCAAGCUUCUGCUUUCGAUAACACUAUAGAAAAUGAUGAUGCUCCAGCACCAUUAACUGGAGAAGAAACAUUUGCAAGAGUUCAAGGGCUGCCUAAAGCAAGUGGCAAGAAAAACUCACCUGCCCCUUAUAAGGGCCCUCCAGAAAAUAGACCAUGCUGGAAGAAAAAGUCUGUUUUUUUUGAACUUGAGUACUGGAAGUUUCUUCCAGUAAGACAUAAUCUUGAUGUCAUGCACAUUGAGAAGAAUUGUUGUGAUGCUAUUCUUGGCACGUUGUUGAACAUUCCAGGGAAGACUAAGGAUGGCAUUGAAGCUAGAUUAUAUAUGGUUGAAAUGGGGAUUCGCACUGAUUUGAAGCCUACAAUUGAUGCAAAAAGGGAUAAGUUGCCUUUAGCUAGCUGGAACUUGCUUCUAGAUGAGAGAAAGAUCGUAUGCGAUUCAUUUAGCAAUAUGAAGGGUCCUGCCCGGUUUUCAUCUAAUAUACGGAGUCUAGUGUCAAUGGAGGAUUUAAGACUUUCUAAUCUUAAAUCACAUGAUUGCCAUAUUAUAAUGCAACUUCUUCUCCCUGUUGCAUUACGUUCUGUUUUGCAAAAACCUGUUAGAUAUGCAAUUAUUCGUUUUUGUCUAUUCUUCAAAGCGAUUUGCAGUAAAGUAAUUGAUGUCUCCAAACUUCAACAAAUGCAAGCAGACUUGGUCGAUACAGUUUGCUUGCUUGAGAAGUUUUUUCCACCAUCAUUCUUUGACCUAAUGAUUCACCUAACAAUCCAUCUUGUUAGAGAAGUCGAGUUAUGUGGUCCGGUUUUUUUUAGAUGGAUGUACCCCUUUGAGAGGUACAUGAAAGUGUUCAAAGGGAUGGUGAGAAAUCGAACAUAUCCUGAGGCACUACAGGAGAAAACCCCUUUAGUGACAAAAGUUUAG
Molecule: messenger RNA, 1524 nt
Organism: Fragaria vesca subsp. vesca
Lineage: Eukaryota; Viridiplantae; Streptophyta; Magnoliopsida; Rosales; Rosaceae
Exons: 1
Coding region: 1-1524 (507 amino acids)
Source: RefSeq, a predicted model, not a curated record